AUGGGUCUUGUUUGGGAUUUUGUUUUCUUUCUUCUGUCCAGUCCCACCACAGUUUUGGGAGCUGCUGGUCUCCUGUUUGCUUUUUAUAUUUUCUUUAUAAAGUUGAUCAAUAUUCAGAAGGGACAGGAGCCUCCAGGACCAAGACCUCUGCCACUUUUUGGAAACUUGUUGCAACUUGAUCUCAAGAAACCUCACCAAAGCUUGUAUGAGCUAUCAAAGAAACACGGGCCUAUUUUCACUGUUUACUUUGGAAUCAGGAAAGUGGUGGUCCUGGCUGGGUAUAAGACCAUCAAAGAGGCUCUGGUUAAUUAUGCAGAAGAGUUUGGAGACCGAGACAUAACCCCUAUAUUUGAGGAUUCAAAUCAAGGUCAUGGAAUAUUGUUUGCAAAUGGAGACUCGUGGAAAGAGAUGAGACGUUUUGCCCUUUCUACCCUGAGAGACUUUGGGAUGGGCAAAAGAAUUGCUGAGUCCAAAAUUUUAGAUGAGUGUGACCACCUGAUUGAGGUGUUGGAAAACCACCAAGGCAAUCCAUUUGAUACUGGACCUCCUCUGACUCAUGCCACAGCUAAUGUUAUAUCUUCCAUUGUGUAUGGAAGCAGAUUUGAAUACAACGAUUCUCGAUUCAAGAACCUGGUGGUUAGAGCCAAUCAGACAGUACAUCUCAUGGGUUCUCCAUCAAUUCUGCUUUACAACAUGUUUCCACGCUUGGUUAGUUUGGUAAAAAAUCGACACCUGAUAUUGAAAAAUGUGGAGAGGACUAUCAGUGAUGUGAAGGACUUAGUGAAACAUCUGGAAGAGACUCUGGUCCCUCACUCAUGCAGAGGACUGGUGGACUGUUUUCUCAUCCAGAAGCAGAAAAAUGAUGACUCUUGUGUUGGGGCAUCCCACUACACUGAGGAGAACCUGAUAUUCACAGUUAUCAGCUUAUUUGUUGCUGGUACUGACACUACAGCAGCUACACUGAGAUGGGCUCUACUUCUUGUGGCCAAAUAUCCACAGAUACAGGACAAAGUUCAGGAGGAACUGAGCAGGGUGGUGGGAAACCGUCAGGUGCGAGUGGACGAUCGGAAAAACCUGCCAUACACCGACGCCGUCAUCCAUGAGACACAGAGACUGGCCAACAUCGCCCCCAUGUCUCUUCCUCACAAAACCAGUCAAGACAUCACUUUCCAUGGAUUCUUCAUCAAAAAGGACACAAGUGUGUUUCCUCUCCUCACUUCUGUCCUGUAUGAUGAGAGUAAAUGGGAGAGCCCACACACGUUCAACCCCUCUCAUUUCCUGGAUACGGAGGGUAAAUUCAUUGCGAGGGAUGCUUUCCUGCCUUUUUCUGCAGGUCGCAGAGCGUGUCUUGGAGAGAGUCUGGCUAAGAUGGAGCUCUUCCUCUUCUUCACCUGCCUCCUCCAGCGUUUCCGUUUCACUCCUCCAGCUGGGGUUCUCCCCAGCGAAUUGGAUCUGACACCUGCUGUUGGUUUCACACUCAACCCUUUACCUCAUGAGCUUUGUGCUGUGAAUCGCCAGUGAUGAAAGAUC
This is a messenger RNA of Salarias fasciatus (jewelled blenny), 1530 nucleotides long. Its product is annotated as cytochrome P450 2K1-like. Gene Ontology annotation, biological process: xenobiotic metabolic process. Gene Ontology annotation, molecular function: iron ion binding; oxidoreductase activity, acting on paired donors, with incorporation or reduction of molecular oxygen, reduced flavin or flavoprotein as one donor, and incorporation of one atom of oxygen; heme binding. Bases 1 to 1521 code for a protein of 506 amino acids. The record is from RefSeq and is a predicted model, not a curated record. The transcript has 10 exons. Lineage: Eukaryota; Metazoa; Chordata; Actinopteri; Blenniiformes; Blenniidae. Gene Ontology annotation, cellular component: cytoplasm; intracellular membrane-bounded organelle.